Enhydra lutris kenyoni (northern sea otter) is the source of this 2511-nucleotide messenger RNA. Its product is annotated as zinc finger CCCH-type containing 12B. The transcript has 5 exons. Gene Ontology annotation, cellular component: nucleus; cytoplasmic ribonucleoprotein granule. The record is from RefSeq and is a predicted model, not a curated record. Gene Ontology annotation, molecular function: metal ion binding; RNA endonuclease activity; mRNA binding. NCBI's taxonomy places the organism in Eukaryota, Metazoa, Chordata, Mammalia, Carnivora, Mustelidae. Bases 1 to 2511 code for a protein of 836 amino acids.
AUGACGGCCACGGCUGCAGUGGAGACACAAAAAAUGGAGAAGAAUGCCUCCAAGGAAGAGAAACAACAGUCUAAGCAGGACAGCAUGGAGAAAAGCAAUGCUGACUCAGAAGAGUGGAUGAACUCUGAAUGUGACCCUGAACAGAUGAUCCUUAAGAGCAGCAACAAUGACAAUAGUUACCAACCUGGGGAUGUUUACUUGAAAAAAAAGGAAAUUCCCUCUAAGCCACACCGUCAGCUCUAUAGAUCACCCUGCUUAGAUCAUCCAAGCUUCUCCCAGAGCAGCAUUCUGCAAGAGGGGAAGCUUGACUUGGAAAAGGAAUACCAAGCCAAGAUGGAUUUUGCUCUAAAGCUGGGCUAUGCAGAGACACAGAUUCAAUCAGUGUUGAACAAGUUGGGCCCAGAAUCACUUAUUAAUGAUGUAUUGGCAGAGCUCGUCAGACUUGGGAACAAAGGUGAUUCAGAAGGACAGGUCAGCUUGAAUCUUUUAGUGCCUCGGGGUCCCAACUCCAGAGAGAUCACAAGUCCUGAACUGUUUCUUGAAGAUGAAAUAGACAGCAGUGAAAAUUUGAGGCCAGUUGUCAUAGAUGGAAGUAAUGUGGCAAUGAGCCAUGGGAAUAAAGAAGAGUUCUCCUGCAGAGGAAUACAACUUGCUGUGGACUGGUUUCUAGACAAAGGCCAUAAAGAUAUUACUGUAUUUGUGCCUGCAUGGAGAAAGGAGCAAUCCCGCCCUGAUGCACCAAUUACAGAUCAAGAUAUCCUACGUAAACUGGAGAAAGAAAAGAUUCUUGUCUUCACACCAUCCCGAAGGGUCCAGGGCAGGAGAGUUGUCUGUUAUGAUGACCGGUUCAUAGUCAAAUUGGCUUUCGAUUCCGACGGCAUCAUUGUAUCUAAUGAUAACUACCGAGACCUUCAAGUUGAAAAGCCAGAAUGGAAGAAGUUUAUAGAGGAGCGGUUGCUGAUGUAUUCUUUUGUGAAUGACAAAUUUAUGCCUCCAGAUGAUCCUUUAGGACGUCAUGGCCCAAAUCUUGAAAAUUUCUUGAGAAAGAGACCUGUUGUUCCAGAGCACAAGAAGCAACCAUGCCCUUAUGGCAAAAAAUGCACCUAUGGCCACAAGUGCAAAUACUACCAUCCGGAGCGGGCCAACCAACCACAGCGUUCGGUGGCUGAUGAGCUCCGCAUCAGUGCCAAACUGUCCACAGUGAAAACCGUGAGUGAAGGCACCCUGGGCAAGUGCGGCACAGGGAUGUCUAGUGCCAAAGGUGAGACAACCUCAGAAGUCAAACGUGUGGCCCCCAAGCGCCAAUCAGAUCCCAGCAUCCGGUCCAUGGCUGUGGAGCCUGAGGAAUGGGUGUCCAUUGCCCGUAAGCCUGAGGCCAGCUCUGUCCCCUCACUUGUGACUGCCCUAAGUGUCCCCACAAUCCCACCCCCCAAAAGCCAUGCAGUGAGUGCACUCAACACCCGUUCAGCCAGCAGCCCGGUGCCAGGAUCCUCUCAUUUCCCCCACCAGAAGGCCUCACUGGAGCACAUGGCCAGCAUGCAGUACCCCCCGAUCCUGGUUACCAACAGCCAUGGGACCCCUAUUAGCUAUGCUGACCAAUACUCAAAGUUUGAGUCCUUGGGGGACCAUGGCUACUAUUCAGUGUUAGGCGACUUCUCCAAACUGAACAUCAAUAGCAUGCAUAAUCGAGAGUACUACAUGGCUGAAGCAGACCGAGGGGUAUAUGCCCGAAAUCCCAGCCUCUGUCCUGACAACCGUAUGAGCCAUACCAGGAAUGACAACUAUUCCUCUUACAACAAUCUAUACUUGGCUGUAGCUGAUAGUCAUCCUGAAGGCAAUUUGAAGCUACAUCGCUCCGCAUCUCAGAACCGUCUUCAGCCUUUUCCUCAUGGUUACCAUGACGCCUUAACGCGAGCACAGAGCUAUGGCCCAGAGGAUUCUAAACAAGCCCCCCACAAGCAGUCAGUUUCCCACUUAGUUUUGCAAGCCCAGCAUCCAGCAACUGGAGCCUGCUCCAGCUGUCCUGGAGACUACCCUAUGCCUCCCAAUAUCCAUCCUGGGGCAACCCCUCAGCCAGGACGUGCCCUUGUAAUGACUCGGAUGGACAGCAUUUCUGACUCCCGCCUCUAUGAGAGCAACCCCAUGAGGCAAAGACGACCUCCUCUGUGCCGGGAACAACAUGCCAGCUGGGAUCCAUUGCCCAGUGUAACUGAUUCCUAUGGCUACCACUCCUAUCCCUUGAGUAACAGCCUCAUGCAACCAUGCUAUGAGCCAGUCAUGGUACGGAGCGUGCCUGAAAAGAUGGAACAGCUUUGGAGGAAUCCUUGGGUUGGAAUGUGCAAUGAUAACAGGGAGCAUAUGAUCCCAGAGCACCAGUAUCAGACUUAUAAGAACCUCUGCAAUAUUUUCCCUUCAAACAUCGUCCUUGCAGUGAUGGAGAAGAAUCCCCACACUGCAGAUGCCCAACAACUGGCAGCUUUGAUUGUUUCUAAGCUUAGGGCUGCUCGUUGA